CUCAAUAAAGAUCACAAUCCUAAUCUUCUUUUGCCGUCGGCAUCGACGACAACCACCGCCACUCUCACUCCUUUUCCUCCCGACCCUCCUUUUACUUGGAACUCGUUGUCGUCUUUAAUCGCCAACCCAUUUCUAAUCACCGACCACGAAUCCAAGGGUAAUUGGAAGGCGGAUUUAGCAUUUCCUCCAGAUCGGUCUGAGGGAGAAGACGAACAACCACCAGUUCGUUCGUCUGAAGAAAAGACGAACAGAACCUGAAUUGGGCGCGAAUCCUAGGCCCUUUCUGCAUAUGAGGAGUAGCUCUAGACCUAGAAGGCGAGGCGGCAGCGACAGACUCUGCAUCUGCCAAUCCGUAUUUGAAGGCAUCGUUGUUGGGGUCGAAUUCGAGCCCUUACGCAGCAAUAGCAUCCUGAUACUAGGUGGUCAAGCCGAGAUGAGUGGCGCCGAGGCGGGAGUAGCCCUUGGACUAGUCGAGCUUGAGCUCGACGGUCUUCUUGGCGUCGGCGUACUUCUGGAUGGAGGCGUAUGCCGCCGAUCGGUUGGAAUAGAGUACGUGGUUGGUGGGAGUGAGGGCGAUGGCGUCAGAGAAGUGCUUGAUGGCGGUGGUGUAAUCGCCGGUGGAUAACACCGCGUUGCCCUUUGCUUUAGCUUCGUCCGCCAUCGUAGAUUGCAAAUUCGAUUGAUUGAAAGGAUUAGAGAAAAGGGUUUUGCAGAAUUGAACUAUGAUUAGCAAAUACGAUGUAGAAAUUAAAGAAGGGUAUUUAU
Molecule: messenger RNA, 765 nt
Organism: Linum trigynum
Lineage: Eukaryota; Viridiplantae; Streptophyta; Magnoliopsida; Malpighiales; Linaceae
Source: the annotation of a GenBank genome assembly